AUGGCAGCUCCAACUUCGAAUGAGCCGGUGCUCAAGCUCCCACACCCGUACCUCACCUCCUACGUCCUGGUCAACACCUCGCGCCCUUCAGAUUCCACCCCUUGGCUACAAGUGAAAGCCCAAGAAGAGGAUGCUACCAAGUCUGAUACGAAGAAGACAAAGCCCUUACCUGAGCCUCUCGACAGCAACACCAUCUUCUUCACAGAGCCCACGGAGCUAAAGUCAGGCGAGCGCCCGCCCGAGUCAAACAACACACCAUGGGGACGCGCUCGUCGCUCCCCUGCCUCGACCCUCGCAUGGGAUGACGCAACGCCGCCUACCCUCGCACAAGCCUGGCUCAUCAUCUACGUCCUCUUCACAAUCCGCCCGUCAAUGGAAGGGCUGCGCCUCACGGUCUCCGGGCCCGGCAGGGAUGUGCUCGUAGCGCAGCUCAAAGACGUGCUACUAGCCGUCGACCACCCAACAUCCGGGGGCCUCAGCGACGAGCUCCUCGUGCUACGCAGCACGUUCUGGCAGGGGGCGGGGUCGCCCUUCGGGCCGCGCAGCGUCUGGCUCCCGGAUACCGACUCCUCCUCGGUCCUCGCGAAGCCACUGUCGAGCUACCCGCUGACACCCCUCGACUACACGAUGACGUCGGAGGCCGGGGGCGCGCCGGCGUGGCACCCGCGACGGCCCGCGAAGCCGCGUCCCGGGUCCGUCGUCUACAGCCGGUGGAUCCCGCACCUGCGCGAGAACUUCAGCAUGGUCGCGCUCGACUGGCAGGACCCGGCGCACCUGGAGCUGUUCCACAACUGGCAGAACGACCCGCGCGUGUCGCAGGGGUGGAACGAGACGGGCACGCUCGAGCAGCACCGCGAGUACCUCCGCCGCGCCCACGUCGACCCCCACCAGAUCACGCUGCUGGCUGCGUUCGACGAUACGUUUUUCGCGUACUUUGAGGUGUAUUGGGGCAAGGAAGACCGCCUCGGCGCAUACUACAGCGCCGGCGACUACGACCGGGGCCGGCACUCCCUCGUCGGCGACGUGCGGUUCCGCGGCCCCCACCGGGUGACGGCGUGGUGGUCGAGCCUGAUGCACUACCUGUUCCUCGACGACCCGCGCACGACGCACGCCGUCGGCGAGCCCAAGUACACCAACAGCUCGGUGCUGGCGUACGACUUCAUGCACGGCUUCGGGCUCGACAAGUUCGUCGACCUCCCCCACAAGCGCUCCGCCUUCGUCCGCUGCUCGCGCGAGCGCUUCUUCCAGCUCGCGCCGCUGGCUGAGAGCGAGAAGGUGGUUGGAGGUACGUUGGUGGGGUUGAUGCCGAAGUUGUAAGAUGGGUGGGGAGGUAGGCAAAAUGAUGAUGAGAGAAUGAGAGAAUGAGAGGAAUGAGAGGAGAGGAGGGUCGGUGUAGGAAUCGAAUCGAAUCGGAUCGGAUCACGUGCGUGCUCGAGUUGUACAAUACACAAUUGAACUUGCGGGAGAAAAAGUUGGCGGCCGUUUUGUUUUCUUUAAUUCUUUUUUUUUUCUUUUUUCAAUCGGUCUCUAAAUUUGCAGGAAUUGAUACAUAUAUACGAGGACCUAUAUACCUAGAUGAUAACUGGAAAUGAAUAUACAGUAAUUGUGCUGUACCUAAGUACAAUCUUAUUUACGCUCGACGAACUUCUUUUGAUGAAAAUUGAUCAUUAUGUACAUAGAGCCAUAUCAUGGACCUAUCAGUAUCUAGCAUGGCAUGUAACGCUACGCAGACACGCUCCAAGUUUAUCUACCGUGGGUCUUUCCCUCUGCGCCGAUACACCUAAUAUCCAAAGCCAAGCACAUAUCAUAGUUUCUUCUUUCUUCUUUAUGGGUUUUUUUAUUUACAUCCCAAGACGGAGAUGAUCCCAGACAACUGUUGGUACAGGUUAGCAAU
Molecule: messenger RNA, 1894 nt
Organism: Hypoxylon fragiforme
Lineage: Eukaryota; Fungi; Ascomycota; Sordariomycetes; Xylariales; Hypoxylaceae
Product: acyl-CoA N-acyltransferase
Exons: 2
Coding region: 1-1317 (438 amino acids)
Biological process (GO): siderophore biosynthetic process
Source: RefSeq, a predicted model, not a curated record